Molecule: messenger RNA, 1068 nt
Organism: Penicillium longicatenatum
Lineage: Eukaryota; Fungi; Ascomycota; Eurotiomycetes; Eurotiales; Aspergillaceae
Exons: 4
Coding region: 1-1068 (355 amino acids)
Source: RefSeq, a predicted model, not a curated record
AUGUCGGAUGUUCAUGAAAGUCGACAGGGGGAGUUUCGGGCUGUGACUAUUGCCAUGACCGCGCUGGCCGCGGUUUUUGUUACUUUGCGAUUUUUGUCCCCGAAGAAAGGAAUGGGGCUUGGGAUGGAUGACUUUGCCAUGCUGGCAUCCCUGGUGAGUAUCGUCACCGCUAUCUGGCCAUUCUAUCUAACAGACUGUUUGCAGUUUCUUCUUUUUGCAGUUGCUGGUCUGAACUUGGCCUUGAUUCAGUAUGGCAUGGGACUAGACGCCAGCACUUUGUCAACAAAAAGCCUCGAGAUGAUUGCCAAGUUGUUGAUAGCUUAUGAUUGUGUCUAUUGCACCACGAUUGGCAUGAUCAAACUCUCAGUGUUACUCAUGUAUACUCGCAUCUUUCCCACCCGGGGAUUCCGCGUUGCCGUUAUUGUCUUGGGUAUAAUCACUGUCGCAUGGAUCAUCGUUAUUGCCUGUAUGAGUGUUAUACAGUGUGCUCCCAUAGAAAGAGCAUGGGAUACAUCGAUACCUGGAGCAUGUAUUGACGCCAGCGCCUCAUUCAUCGCAAAUGCUGUUCCGAAUAUUGUGACCGACAUCGCCAUUAUAUUACUACCAAUGCGAGCGCUGUGGAGAAUGAAAACCACCAUCACCCACCGUUUUGUCAUUUUUUCAAGUGCUUAUCGUUUCUCUGCCCUCUUCGCGUCCAAAGCCACAGAUAAAUCCUGGACACUCGGUAAUGCGUGCACCUGGGGUGUAAUUGAGUGUUCCAGCGGCAUAAUCUCGGCCUGCAUGCCCACCUUAUAUCCAUUCUUUGGAACGAUCUUGUCCAGACUUUCCAUAGGAUCUCAACCCAAGACCACAGAUCUGAAGAUCUUGGGUAGAGCGGAAUCCACCAAGCCGGCUUUCCGGCCUCAAAACGAGCAUGUGGGGAAACCGAUGGUUCAGUUGGUAGUGACACAGCCUGAAGAGGAUUUGGGAGACGAGAUGCCCUUGAAUACUAUUAUGGUGCGGAGGAGUAUGACAUGGCAAGAAUCAAAUUGUGGGAGGGACUGUAAGUCGCCACGUCAUUGGAAAUGA